AUGGCCACCGUCAUCAAAUCCAUGCUUUUGGAUUAUGUCGCAGACGCUGCAUCUUCACUACUUUCUUCCGCGCUUGACCAGAAACAGCGCGGGACGCGUCUGAACCGAGAGGACUCAGUAGGGCCGUUUACGCUUGGAAUAUCUCAAGGCUCCCUCAAGGGAAAGAAAGUGAAACAGUGGUCCGAGCUGAGCACCGGUGGGAAGGUGAUUCGAACAACGCAGCGCACUUCGAAUCUUGCAGUCAUUCUUUUGGGUGCCGGACUUUCUGCCGUGCUCAUAUAUGCCCUUACAUCAGAGCUGUUCUCAAGGAACUCGCCUACCGUCCUCUUUAAUGAUGCCUGCGACCGCAUUAAUGCAUCUCCUCGGGUUGCAAAAUAUCUGCAAGCACCUCUUGUAUUCCACAAUAAUCCACCCUCCUCCACACGACCGAGGCACAGGCAUAGGCACGUUUCAUCUCAGGUCGCGGUAGAUUCUUCAGGGCGAGAACACAUGCUCCUAAACUUCUACGUACAAGGGUCGUCCUCCGCUCAAUCAGCUCAGCAAGCCGAUGAAGAAGCAGGCCCUUCAUACAUCGAGUCUCUGAGUUCCCUGACUCUAGAUGAAAGCAUAGCGCUUGCAAAGGAGAAGCUAGAGUCGAUCGGGCAAUCUGCAAAACGUGCAUUUAGAUACUUGAGUGGCGAUGUCGCUCCAUCACCCGCACCUCACCCGCACCUGUCAACCAAUGACAGUCAGGAGAACGAAAGAAAACAGGAGAAGGGCGUGUGGAGCUUUGCUGGACUGUUCUCAGGAUUGAAGGGACGGAGAAGCGUAGCUGAGGGUGGAGGAGACUCAGGCGUUUCGUGGACAGAAGGAGAGGUCCAUGCUGAUCUCGUCCGGAACGACGAGGGCUACUUCGUCUUCCGGUAUCUCCUGAUCGACAUUCCAAAUUCAGAAACUCGGAAUCCAGUGAGGGUAUUUGUUGAACGAGCACCAGGUGUCCGGGAGAAUGAACCCAUCAUGCGGUUCACUUCAGCAUAG
Messenger RNA from Suillus subaureus, 1017 nucleotides. RefSeq names its product TIM21-domain-containing protein. Gene Ontology annotation, biological process: protein import into mitochondrial matrix. The record is from RefSeq and is a predicted model, not a curated record. Gene Ontology annotation, cellular component: TIM23 mitochondrial import inner membrane translocase complex. The transcript has 6 exons. NCBI's taxonomy places the organism in Eukaryota, Fungi, Basidiomycota, Agaricomycetes, Boletales, Suillaceae. Bases 1 to 1017 code for a protein of 338 amino acids.